AACCCUAACUUUUCUGUUCGCGGUGUUAGGGUUUUACACAAACCAGAAACCCAGAAGCAAAAGCAUUUGAGCGAAGAAGAAGAUGGUGGCCGACAAGACCAAGAAGUUGAAGGUUUCAGACAAGGGCGAGAAUCCGGAGGAAAUCGACGGAGAACUCGUCCUCUCCAUUGAGAAGUUGCAGGAGAUCCAAGACGAGCUCGAAAAGAUCAAUGAAGAGGCGAGCGAUAAAGUCCUCGAAAUUGAGCAAAAGUACAAUGAGGUACGGAAGCCGGUCUAUGAUAGGCGGAAUGCGGUUGUCAAGUCUAUUCCUGACUUCUGGUUAACUGCUUUUUUGAGUCAUCCUGCUCUUGGUGAUCUUUUGAACGAGGAAGAUCAAAAGAUAUUUAAGUAUUUGAGUUCUCUUGAGGUUGAAGAUUAUAAAGAUGUCAAAUCAGGCUACUCUUUCACCUUUAAUUUCAAUCCCAAUCCCUAUUUUGAGGAUACAAAGCUUGUAAAGACUUUUACCUUCCUUGAAGAAGGAACAACAAAGGUUACUGCCACACCUAUAAAAUGGAAAGAGGGAAAGGGCAUACCCAAUGGAGUUAAUCAUGAGAAGAAAGGGAACAAGCGGGCUCCUACUGAUGUCAGUUUCUUCAGUUGGUUUAGUGACACCGAGCAGAAAGAUGAAUUGGAUGACAUUCAUGAUGAGGUCGCAGAAUUAAUCAAGGAUGAUUUAUGGCCAAAUCCGCUUACUUAUUUCAACAAUGGGGAGCCUGACGAGGAGGAUGGUGAUGAGGAUGAAGCUGAUGAUGAGGGAAAUGAUGAGGAUGACUCUGAAGAUGAUGACGAUCAAGAGGAGGAUGACAAUGAUGGUGAGGAGGAGGAUGGCAAGUAAAUGCAUUACGGUGGUAUCACCUUUUUUUUUUCUUUGGGUUGGGGAUGCUGACCAUGGCCACCCUUUGUGUGUCAACUCAUGUCAGCAGGUGUAGCUACCAAGGCUAGUUAGUGGUUCUCUCGAGAUGACCAUAAUCUAUUUAUUGUCCUGUGAAGUUAUUUCCUGUUUCAUCCGUAAUGCACUUUUUCAGAUGAUGGUACAUGGCUUUAUUUAUUGGUUCUUUGUUUUGGAAUUUUUGGUUUUUCUUAGCACGCGGAGGUACACCAUAGGGAAGCAUUUUACAAGUGCGCAAUGAUUCCCCCAGCAGAUAUUCAAAUACCAUUUCAAUGCUAUCCCGUCUAUUUUCCUCCUACGAAUAACUGUUGCAAUGAAUCUUUA
Gastrolobium bilobum is the source of this 1252-nucleotide messenger RNA. Its product is annotated as NAP1-related protein 1-like. Gene Ontology annotation, cellular component: chromatin; nucleus. Gene Ontology annotation, molecular function: chromatin binding; histone binding. The record is from RefSeq and is a predicted model, not a curated record. Lineage: Eukaryota; Viridiplantae; Streptophyta; Magnoliopsida; Fabales; Fabaceae. Gene Ontology annotation, biological process: nucleosome assembly. The transcript is spliced from 10 exons. The coding region runs from base 83 to 874 and encodes 263 amino acids.